Molecule: messenger RNA, 614 nt
Organism: Trifolium pratense (red clover)
Lineage: Eukaryota; Viridiplantae; Streptophyta; Magnoliopsida; Fabales; Fabaceae
Exons: 1
Coding region: 104-562 (152 amino acids)
Source: RefSeq, a predicted model, not a curated record
CCUAAUAAAUAUUCCUAAUAUGUGUUUGUUUGUCAAAAAGAUAAAAUAGCAUAUUUCAUUUCUGGUAGCUAUGAAUUGUGAAUAGCAUAGACAGAGCGAUGUCAUGAGGAUGUUAGGGUUAACCAAUUUGAUAUCACUCUCAUUUCCUUCUUCUCACCAUUACCAUAAUAAUCCUCAAUCAUCCUUCUUCAAUCCUCCUCCUCGAAAACCACUUCCUUUGUUUGUUGCUGCUGCUGCAUCCAACAACAAUAACAACAACAAUGGGGUAAAGGAAUCACAACAACAACAACAACCCUCUUCUUCUUCUGGUUCCAAUUCCUCCAAUGGACAAGAAGAACAACAAAGAAAACCCUCUUCUUAUUUUUUUGGUUUGAAUUGGAGUAACCUUUUAGACCCAGAUCCUGAUAAUCUUCUUGCACUUGGAUUAACAGGUCUUCUUACAUGGGCAAGUGUUCAAGUUCUCUUCCAACUUUUGUUUAUUUCUUUGGCUAUUCUUGUUGCUGCCCUCAAAUACUCUUUCAUUGCUGCUCUUCUCAUUUUCAUUCUCAUUGCCCUUCUUUAAUUAUACUCUUUUGUAAUGUCAUUUUCAUAUAUACAUAAUGGAUAACUUAUUA